Messenger RNA from Fraxinus pennsylvanica, 3585 nucleotides. Lineage: Eukaryota; Viridiplantae; Streptophyta; Magnoliopsida; Lamiales; Oleaceae. The record is from the annotation of a GenBank genome assembly.
AUGCCAGUAACAUCUCCGCAUAAACUAACAGACAUGGAGGUGUGGCAUUGUGAUAAAUUGCUGACCAUUGCAGAAUCUGAUUCAAUUCAGUUACUACAAAAUCUUGGAAAUCGUUACGUGGAGGGAUGUAAUGCACUUGAAGUAUUGUUCGACUCUGAGGGUAUAAAGAAUUUGCGGAAUAAAGUUCAAGAACUUGAAAAUAAGAGACAUGACGUGAAACGACAGGUUGAUGCUGCCAAAAGAAAUGCUGAAAGCAUCGGGGAAGAAGUUUCGGCAUGGUUGCAAAAGGUCGAUGACUUAACGAAAAAAGCUCACAAAAUUUUGAAUAGUGUAGCAGGUUCUGAAAUGCGGUGUCUAUUCAAUAGAUGUCCAAAUUUGAAGUCUCGUUACUUAUUAAGCAGGAGAGCCACAAAGAAGACUAUUGAGGCUGAUAAGCUCAAAGGGGAAGGUACAUUUGAGAGGGGUUUCGAAACAAGGUUAUCAACUAAGGAGGAAAUCAAGGAAGCUCUAAAAGACAAAGAUAUCGGCAUAAUUGGGAUCUAUGGCAUGCCUGGAGUUGGUAAGACAACAAUGGCAAAGGAAAUAGUAAAUGAAGUCAAAGAUGAGAAAUUAUUUGACGAGACUGCAUUUGCAGUUGUAUCUAACGAUCCAGACAUAAACAAAAUUCAAGAUCAACUCGCUGAAGCACUUGGUCUAAAAAUUGAAGAAAAGACAAAUAAAGACGUGAGAGCUGGACGACUUCGUCAAAGACUUGAAGGUAAUGAUGGCAAGAGCAUUCUUGUAAUAUUAGACGAUGUGUGGACAGAAAUUGAUUUGGGAACUAUAGGAAUUCCAUCUCCACGUGAUCGCAGAGGGUUGAAAAUUAUGUUUACAACACGAAUUGAAGAAACGUGUAGUAAAAUGGAAGCCAAAGCAUUCAAAAUCGAAGUUUUGAGUGAAGUAGAAGGAUGGCAACUUUUCACGGAUAAGGCAGGGAUUUCUGAUGAUGAAACUGAUGUCGAACUCGUAAGCUUAGCCAAAGAAGUUGCAAAGGAAUGUGGACGUCUACCUCUUGCAUUAGAGGUUGUUGGCAGUACACUAAAAGGCAAAAAGACCGUAUAUGAAUGGAAAGAUGCACUUCGACGGCUAAAGAAGUCUAGUGCUACCAAUAUUGUGGACAAAAGUAUAAGAUUGAGCUAUGACUAUUUGGCAAAUAAUGAAGAGCAGAACUUGCUUUUGCUCUGUUCUCUAUUCGCUGAAGAUGAAAGUAUUCCAAUUGAAAAUUUGGUUAGAUAUGCAAGGGGGUUAGAGUUGUUUGAAGAAACCGAGACACUCUGCGAAACUCGAGACGGAGCAAAGACAAUUGCGGAUAAACUAAAAGGUUGUAAUUUAUUGCAACCCGGUACGAGGAAAGACGAAGUGAAAUUGCAUGAUGUUAUCAGAGAUUUUUGCUUACACAUGGCAAAGAAAGAAAAACGUGGAUAUCUGGUGAAUCAUGCUGGUUUGAAAGAGUGGCCAGAACAUGAUGCUCCUGAAUCGUGCAGUGCCAUCUCAAUUACAUUUGAUGAGCUGGAUCAGCUUCCAACCGGGUUGAAAUAUCGGAACGUUAAGUUGUUACGGAAUAAAGUUCGAGAACUUGAAAAUAAGAGAGAUGACGUGAGACUACUGGUUGGUGCCGCCGAAAGAAAUGCUGAAAGCAUCGGGGAAGAAGUUUCGGCAUGGUUGCAAAAGGUCGAUGACUUAAAGCAAAAAGCUCACGAAAUUUUGAACAGUGUGGCAGGUUCUGAAAUGCGGUGUCUAUUCAAUAGAUGUCCAAAUUUGAAGUCUCGUUACUUAUUAAGCAGGAGAGCCACAAAGAAGACUAUUGAGGCUGAUAAGCUCAAAGGGGAAGGUACAUUUGAGAGGGUGGGCUAUCCUCGACCGCCGGUGCAAGAGUUGAACCUAACUUCCCACGAGGGUUUCGAAACAAGGUUAUCAACUAAGAAGAAAAUCAAAGAAGCUCUAAAGGACAAAGAUAUCGGCAUAAUUGGGAUCUGUGGCAUGCCUGGAGUUGACAUAAACAAAAUUCAAGAUCAACUCGCUGAAGCGCUUGGUCUAAAAAUUGAAGAAAAGACAAAUAAAGACGCGAGAGCUGGACGACUUCAUGAAAGACUUAACAAUGACAAGAGCAUUCUUGUAGUAUUAGACGAUUUGUGGAAAAAAAUUGAUUUGGGAACUAUAGGAAUUCCAUCUCCAAAUGGUCAAAACAGGUUGAAAAUUAUGUUUACGACGCGAAGAGAGGAUACGUGUAUUAAAAUGGAAGCCAAAGCAUUCAAAAUCGAAGUUUUGAGUGCAGAAGAAGGAUGGCAACUUUUCACGAUUAAGGCAGGGAUUUCUGAUGAUGAAACUGAUGGCGAACUCGUAAGCUUAGCCAAAGAAGUUGCAAAUGAAUGUGGACGUCUACCUCUUGCAUUAGAGGUUGUUGGCAGUGCACUAAAAGGCAAAAAGGCCGUAUAUGAAUGGAAAGAUGCACUUCGACAGCUAAAGACGUCUAUUGCUACCAAUCUUGAAGGAAUGGACGAUAACGUGUACAAAAUUAUAAGAUUGAGCUACGACUAUUUGGUAAGUAAUGAAGAGCGGGACUUGCUUUUACUCUGUUCUCUAUUCGCUGAAGAUGAAAGUAUUCCAAUUGAAAAUUUGGUUAGAUAUGCAAGGGGGCUAGAGUUGUUCAAAGAAACCGAGACACUCUGCGAAACUCGAGCCCGAGCAAAGACAAUUGCGAAUAAUCUAAAAAGUUGUAAUUUAUUGCAACUGGGUGUGAAGGAAGACGAAGUGAAAUUGCAUGAUGUUAUCAGAGAUUUUUGCUUACAGAUGGCAAAGAAAGAAAAACGUGGAUAUCUGCUACUAGGCAAGGAAACAUCUCUGCCUAAACUAAAAGACAUAUGGGUGUCGUAUUGUGCUGAAUUGCUGACCAUUGUAGAAUCUGAUUCAAUUCAGUCACUGCAAAAUCUUGAAGAUCUUUAUGUGCGGAAAUGUUAUGCAUUUGAAGUAUUGUUUGACUUUGAGGGUAUGAAGGUCACUAAUGAUGAUGCAGAAAUUAAUAUGCUUGGUCGAUUAACAUCGUUGAAGCUGGGAGCGCUACCAAAUUUGGUGCACAUUAUAAGGAUGGUUCCAAAAGGAAUUCGCGUCUUCCAAAAUUUGACAAAUCUUACUGUUGUAGAUUGUAAGAGCUUAAUAUACUUAUUCUCACCUUCAAUGGCCAAUUCUCUUGUGGCUCUGAAAGAUCUACAGGUUUCAUUUUGUAAUUCAAUUAAAGCGAUUGUCGGAAAAGAAGAAGAAGAAGAAGAAGAAGAAGAAGGCACUUCAGAGAUCAAAAGAGUUGAAGCAAAGAAAGCCAGAAUUGAGUUUCCUAAGUUGGAGCUUCUAAGACUCAGGACUAUGUGGAGUAUUCAAAUGUUUUGCUCUCAGAACUGUGAUCUUGUGUUCCCUUUAUUGAAGGAUCUGACCAUUGAAAAUUGCCGUAUGAUGACAAAAUUGAGUCCAUGGCCAGUAAGUGCACCAAGGCUUGAUAUUUCCGAUUAUUUGGAUAACGCAGAUUCCCCUUUCAACUCAACCCUUUUUUAUUAA